Messenger RNA from Erythranthe guttata (spotted monkey flower), 2391 nucleotides. RefSeq names its product root UVB sensitive-like protein (Protein of unknown function, DUF647) (gene RUS1). Gene Ontology annotation, biological process: developmental process; response to UV-B. Gene Ontology annotation, cellular component: chloroplast envelope. The record is from RefSeq and is a predicted model, not a curated record. NCBI's taxonomy places the organism in Eukaryota, Viridiplantae, Streptophyta, Magnoliopsida, Lamiales, Phrymaceae.
UUUCUAAACUUUGGGCCUAAAUUAAUAGUUUAAUUAAUAAUUAAUGGGUCCAAUUACUGGACCUCAUUAUUAUAUACUAGGCCCAAUUGGCAAUUUAUUUGCCUGGUUUCAACUGCGACAAAACGACGUCGUUUUGUUUGUGAAAUUUUGUAGAAGGCGCCACAACGGAAAAACCUCCAGGAACGCCGCAGCUAUGGUGGGUUUCGCCGCCUGCGAAUCCUUCUCCCUCCCUCACAAACCUUCUCCACACUCCUUCCCACCUGCCGCCGCCACCACCUCCGCCGCCGCCUUCACUGAUACUCUCUCGAUCGCCUCACUCUUCCGUUAUCACCGCCCCGACAGACGCUUAAUCCUCCGUGUCCAAGCUCACAAGCACAUUCGAUUUCCUCUGAAUUGCUCGAAUUCAAAUUUCCAGUACAAUAUCAACAACAAUGGUUGUGGCGGCGGAAGUGGGGGGAGCGGCGGGGGUGGAGGUGGAGGUGGAGGCAGUGGCGAUGAUUGGAGCAACAAUUUCUUCAAUUUCAGCCGGAACCCUUUCUUCCUCUUCCCUUCUCACUUCAUUUUCAGCAGAGAAGAAAAUUUAAUUUCCACAUCUCUUCCCAAACACGUUUAUUUACUACUCAUUUCCAUAUCCGCUUCUCUAAGCUACUUCAUUUUUUCGUCUUCUCCUGCACGAGCGAAAUCGGACGAUUUAUCGAAAAACGAUGAGGAAGUCGUGUUUGAAAUUAGGGCAGGCAAGAGAGUUGAGCUGGUGCCGGAUUACUCCAAGGAUGAAUUCGUCGUUCCUGAAAAAAAUUGGUCGUGGUGGUUGAAAGCUGCAAAGUCUAAUCCUUCUUCGAAUUUAGCUGAUGUUUGGAUGAAAUGCAGGGAUGUGGCAAUGAGUCUGAUGCUCCCGGAAGGUUUUCCGGAGAGCGUUACGAGCGACUACCUCGAGUACUCUCUUUGGAGAGGGGUUCAGGGCAUUGCAGCACAAGUUAGCGGUGUGCUUGCUACUCAGGCAUUGCUUUAUGCGGUUGGAUUAGGAAAAGGGGCAAUUCCUACAGCAGCUGCUGUGAAUUGGGUCCUCAAGGAUGGAAUCGGGUAUCUUAGUAAGAUAAUGUUGUCCAAAUAUGGGAGACAUUUUGACGUGAAUCCGAAGGGUUGGAGGCUGUGUGCUGAUUUUCUUGAAAAUGCUGCGUUUGGGUUGGAAAUUUUGACCCCUGCAUUUCCGCAUCUUUUUGUUCCAAUUGGUGCGGUCGCUGGAGCCGGAAGAUCUGCAGCUGCAUUAAUUCAGGCAGCUACGAGGAGUUGUUUCUACGCUGGUUUUGCUGCUCAGAGGAACUUUGCAGAGGUGAUUGCAAAGGGUGAAGCUCAAGGAAUGGUGAGCAAAUCCAUAGGAAUAAUGCUCGGCAUAGCAUUAGCUAACGGCGUACAAUCUUCUAUACCGCUUGCUCUUGCUUCUUUCAGUGUUAUAACUUGGAUACACAUGUUCUGCAAUCUGAAAUCGUAUCAAUCCAUUCAGCUAAGGACAUUAAAUCCAUAUCGUGCAAGCUUAGUCUUCAGUCAGUAUCUACUCAGCGGCCUAGUCCCGUCAGUUAAAGAGGUCAAUGACGAGGAGCCAUUGUUUCCAGCUUUUCCCCUUCUAAUCGUAAAGCCCACAUCCGAAGAACAAGUUGAAGUACUAUCACCCGAUGCAAAGCAUGCAGCUUCUAAUAUCGAUCGCCGGUUGAAGCUGGGAUCGAAGCUCUCCGAUGUUGUAAAGAGCAGAGAAGAAGCUAUCGCUCUAUUCGAUUUAUACAAGUCCGAGGGGUAUAUUCUGACAGAGCACCAAGGAAGAUACUGCGUGGUGCUUAAAGAAAGCUCAAUGCCUCAAGACAUGCUAAAGUCAUUGUUUCAGGUGAGUUAUCUGUACUGGCUGGAGAGAAACGCCGGAAUAAAGUCAACGACCACCAUUGAUGACUGUAGACCAGGUGGAAGGCUUCAAAUAUCUAUGGAAUAUGUACAAAGGGAGUUCACCCACAUCAAAAACGACAGUCAGUUUGCUGGUUGGGUCGUUGAUGGUCUCAUCGCCAGACCUUUACCUCAUCGAAUUCGUAUAGGCGACGAAACUGCUUCUCCUGCUUCUGUAAUAAGCUGACCCCCCGUCAAGAAAAAAACGGGAUGUUUUAUUUCUACCGUUCCUAGGUUAUUACAGGAAAAUGAAAACCCAAAAAAAAAAAAAACCAGUAAUAUGUACAUAAGGAAAUUCCGGACGGGAGAUCCGGAUAGCUUAACGGUUUUUUUUUUCUUCUCUAAAUUCGUUCGGCAACGUCUAUUUUGGUGGCAGCUUUGUUAGAUGUAGCUGUUGUUUUUGCUUCAAAGAUUUGCAGUAUGUAAAAUUAUAUUAACAUUAUAAUUUAAAAUAAUAAUUCA